Molecule: messenger RNA, 747 nt
Organism: Mycena indigotica
Lineage: Eukaryota; Fungi; Basidiomycota; Agaricomycetes; Agaricales; Mycenaceae
Product: 60S ribosomal protein L7
Exons: 6
Coding region: 1-747 (248 amino acids)
Biological process (GO): maturation of LSU-rRNA from tricistronic rRNA transcript (SSU-rRNA, 5.8S rRNA, LSU-rRNA)
Cellular component (GO): cytosolic large ribosomal subunit
Molecular function (GO): structural constituent of ribosome; RNA binding
Source: RefSeq, a predicted model, not a curated record
AUGGCCCCGACCGUCCCCUCCGCCACGACCAUUGAGGUCCCGGAGACCCUCCUCAAAAAGCGCAAGCAGAACGACAAGGCGAGGGAGGACCGUCUUGCUGCUGCCCUUGCUGCCAAAAAGGCGUCCAAAGCAAAGCGCAAGGUUAUCUUCAAGCGCGCUGAGUCCUAUGUGAAGGAAUAUCGUGCGAAGGAGCUCGAGGAGAUUCGUCUGAAACGGGCUGCCCGGACGGCUGGUGAUUUCUAUGUGCCCGCCCAAUCAAAAGUUUACUUCGUCAUCCGUAUUCGAGGUAUCAACGAAAUCGCCCCCAAACCGCGCAAGAUUUUGCAACUUCUCCGCCUCCUGCAAAUCAACAAUGGUGUCUUUGUCAAAGUCACGAAGGCAACCCAGCAGAUGCUGAGACUUGUUGAGCCUUAUAUCACUUACGGCGAGCCGAACCUCAAAUCUGUUCGGGAACUUAUCUACAAGCGUGGAUACGGCAAAGUCGACAAGCAGCGCAUUCCCCUCUCCAACAACGCCGUCAUCGAGGCUUCUCUUGGCAAAUAUGGUAUUCUCUGCGUUGAGGAUCUCGUCCACGAGAUUGUCACGGCUGGCCCCAACUUCAAACAGGCCGCCAACUUCCUGUGGCCGUUCAAACUCUCCAACCCCACCGGUGGCUGGCGGACCCGCAAGUUCAAGCACUUCGUGCAGGGUGGAGACUUCGGUGACCGAGAGGCGAACAUCAACAAGCUCAUCCGGCAGAUGAACUAG